Messenger RNA from Sardina pilchardus (European sardine), 5137 nucleotides. It is a transcript of the gene znf710a, whose product is annotated as zinc finger protein 710a. The coding region runs from base 85 to 2712 and encodes 875 amino acids. The transcript is spliced from 5 exons. The record is from RefSeq and is a predicted model, not a curated record. Lineage: Eukaryota; Metazoa; Chordata; Actinopteri; Clupeiformes; Clupeidae.
GAGGAUGAGCCGAGGCACCGCCCCUCUCUCCCACAGAUAUAAAUAGGAGCCGGAUUUUUUUGCUCUGCUCAUUUCACUUGAAGGAUGAGAUCCCUGAAACACCUCAAACAUCACACCAGGAACAAUGUGCAGGAGGAGCAGCAGCAGCAGCAGCAGCAACAGAGGGAGGAAGAGGAGAGGGAGCGGGAGAGGCCUUCCAAGGUCCGCAGCCCGUCUGAAGUAAUGGAGCCUGAGCCGGAGCAGUCCCAGUCCCAGUCCCAGCAGCAGCAGCAGCAGCAGCAGCAGCAGUCCCCAGCACAGGCUCUGCCGGUGGACGUGGGCACGCAGACGGACCCGGUGGUGGUGCUGUCGCUGGCCCAGGCCGCCGUGCUGGGCCUCAUCUCCCAGAACGAGAUCUUCGGCGCCACCAUCGCGCCCAACGGCUUCUACACCGGCGAGCCCCGCGAGCACAUGCUGCUCUCCUCGCCUCCGCCACCUCCGCACCAUCACCACCACCACCACCACCACCACCAACAGCAGCAACACCACCCACACCACCAUCAACGCCACCACCCACACCACCACCUCUCACUACCCCACCCCCCGCCCGAGGCGCUGGAGUACGAGUACGCCGCCGAGAGCACCCUGAUCGGGGCCAACGGGGACUACCUGGCCCUGCCAGCGGGCAGCUCGGAGGAGAGGGGCCCGCGGAGACGUCCGGGGCCCCGGGGCCGGAUGCGGAGGCCCCGCAGUAACGGAGAGGUCGAGGGGGUCGGCGUGGGGGGAGGCGACCCGGAGGACCAGGAGCCGGCCAACAAGAUCCAGAUCCGCCACGCGCACACCCCGAUCAGCGUGAAGGGAGAGGGGCCCGAGCACAUGGCACUGCCAGCCUGCGCGGGAGGCAGCCCGGGCAGAGGUGACCAGCCCAUGGACCUGGCACCCCAGAGGGGGCCCCUGAAGGAGGAGGCGUGCCACCGAGACUGCUCCGACUGCGGGAGCGUAGGAGGAGGAGGAGGAGGAGGAGGAGGUGCCAGCUACCGCGGAGGCAGGGGGGAGAUGAUGAUGAGGCCCCGGUCCAACCCGGGACGACCCGCCGAGCCGGGCAGAGGCGCCCGCGAGCGGCAGGAGGGGGCCCGCAUGGGCAAGGUGGAGGCCGCGGACGAGGGCGCCGCGGAGGACGACGAGGAGGAGCAGCAGCGCGUGCGCCGCUCGCUCCUGAAGAGCCCGGGACAGGACGAGGAGGACGAGGAGGCCGCCGCCGCCGCCGUCAGGGCCGAAGAGGACGAGGAGGAGGAGGAGGAGGAGCAGAGCAGCGCUCUGCGGCGCUACUACGAGUCCAGCGUGGUGGGCUACGAGGCGUCCGACAUGGGCCUGCAGGGGGACUACGAGGAGGGGGGGCCGGGAGGAGCCAUCGCGGCGUCGGCGGCGGCAGCGGCCGCCAUGCUGUGGGCCGACCACCCGGACGGCGAGGCCUCGCUGGGCCGGCGCAUGCAGAUCGACCGGCUGGACAUCAACGUGCAGAUCGACGAGUCCUACUGCGUGGACGUGGGCGAGGGCCUGAAGCGCUGGAAGUGCCGCCUGUGCGAGAAGUCGUACACGUCCAAGUACAACCUGGUGACGCACAUCCUGGGCCACAACGGCAUCAAGCCGCACGAGUGCCUGCACUGCGGCAAGCUCUUCAAGCAGCCCAGCCACCUGCAGACGCACCUGCUGACGCACCAGGGCACGCGGCCGCACAAGUGCACCGUCUGCAAGAAGGCCUUCACGCAGACCAGCCACCUGAAGCGCCACAUGCUCCAGCACAGCGACGUCAAGCCGUACAGCUGCCGCUUCUGCGCGCGGGGGUUCGCCUACCCGAGCGAGCUGCGCACGCACGAGGCCAAGCACGAGAACGGCCACUGCCACGUGUGCACGCAAUGCGGCCUGGAGUUCCCCACGCACGCCCACCUCAAGCGGCACCAGGCCAGCCACCAGGGGCCCGCCACCUUCCAGUGCCCCGAGUGCCACAAGUCCUUCGCCUACCGCAGCCAGCUGCAGAACCACCUGAUGAAGCACCAGAACGUGCGGCCGUACGUCUGCUCCGAGUGCGGCAUGGAGUUCGUCCAGAUCCACCACCUGCGGCAGCACGCGCUCACGCACAAGGUACUCGCACAGCAGGCCGCCUCCGCCGCCGCCGCCGCCGCGUCUGCCGCCGAGCACAAGGGUAUGAAGGAAUUCAAGUGUGAGGUGUGCUCGCGGGAGUUCACCCUCUCGGCCAACCUGAAGCGGCACAUGCUCAUCCACACCAGCGUGAGGCCCUUCCAGUGCCACGUCUGCUUCAAGACCUUCGUCCAGAAGCAGACCCUCAAGACCCACAUGAUUGUGCACCUGCCCGUCAAGCCCUUCAAAUGCAAGGUGUGUGGCAAGUCUUUCAACCGAAUGUACAACCUCCUGGGACACAUGCACCUCCACGCUGGCAGCAAGCCCUUCAAGUGUCCUUACUGCUCCAGCAAAUUCAACCUGAAGGGCAACCUGAGCCGCCACAUGAAGGUCAAGCACGGCAUCCUCGACGGCUCACCAGACGGACAAGACACUCUGCCAGAGAUGGAGGGGCAGGAUGACUAUGAGGAGGAGGGCUUUGACUUCAGCGAGAGGGAGAACCUGGCCAGCAACAACGCACAAGACCUCAGCAAGCUGGCCGAGAUGGCCUACUACGGCUACGGCAAAGCGGCCGCACGCUACUCCCUACCCUGAACCACACGUCCCUGUGGCUCCUUCAAAAAGGCCAACUGAAGGGAAAUCUGUGUGUGUGUGUGCGUGUGUGUGUGUGUGUGUGUAUGUAUGUAUGUAUGCGUGUGUGUGUGUUUGUGUGUGUGUGUGUGUGUGUGUUUGUUUAUGGGACCAUCUUGGUCUCUUGCACUGGAGGACAGAAAAACCUGUGAAAGUUUUCUUUGGGGUGGGUGUUUUUUUUUUCUGGAGUGCCAACUAUUUGUCACAUUGCCCGUCAUAUUUUUUAUUUUUUUUUGGUGAACCCUCCGCCCCUCCAUCUGAAAGACUGUUUUUUGUGUAAAAAUGUUUGAAAUUAUUAUAUCCCCCCCCCCCCCCAGAGUCAUGUUGAAGUCUUUGGCAUAAGCAGUUUAAUUGCAAGAUAUUCCUGAGGCUAAUGCAUUACUAUGUGAAGUGAAAUAUGUACAGCCAUCUUGAGGCACUUAACAGACGGACAAUCCAUGGCUCCAUUCAGGAGGGCUCUGUUGGUGACGUCCUCCCAUUCAUGGGCAUUUUCUGUUUUUUUUUUUUUAUUUUAUAUUUUAUUUGUUUUCCCAUUUUUGUCCAUAUUAAAGCACAUCAUGAAAUGAGUCGGUAGCACCUCUAGUCUCACUAGUCGUCUGCAGAGUUUAGCACAGUGAGUUGCUUGGACAAACCAAAGCUGACUAAAUGAAAACGGUCUCCAACAUUGGGGUGUGUUUUGUUAUUUCCUUUCUCAUUUUUACCCCCACUUCUGUUUUUAUGAUGUUUCUUCAUCUUUUUUUUAUCUUUUCACACUCGAUCUCUGUCUGACACACUGUGAUUAUCGUUACAAAUGACAUUUUCUGCAGCUAUUCUGUGAACUGUUGAAGAAGCAAACAGCAUGUAUUUUUUCGAUUUGUAAACUCGGUGAGCUGUACGUUUCUGCUUUUUGGUGUGUUUAUGAGUGACUUCUUCCAGUGCCUGGCUCGCUCGCUCUCUCUCUCUCUCUCUCUGGGUGCUGGCCCAGAGUCCUGCUUCGUUUGUGUCGCUUCACCCCCAUGGCCUUGUGAACCACCGUGCAGUUCCUGCCACCAUCCCCAUGUAAUCAAACAGUGAGGAGCCAAUCCUCCUGGAAACUGUCCAAGUUGGUGGGGGAAAAAAUUGACAAUGCUAGAAUAAUUGGAAUCGCUGGCCAAAUGGUGGGAACAUUACUUAUCAUACUCUCAAUUCUUGGUCAUAUUUCUCAUUCAUGUCAUCCUACACAAUUCCCCCCCCCCCUUGCGAAACUUUGAGAUCACUGCGACUGUCUGAAUGGCAUAUAUUGAAGGUCUGUUUUGUAUAUGAUGUUUAAAGCUGAAUGUGUUCUGUAUGUUUCACUUCUGUUGAGUUUUCACCUCUCCCUGGACUUAUCCACCAAUAGACCAAAGAGUCUGACAGGCCCUUCUCCGUUUUACCAAUCAUCCCAUCUGCCGGAGAGAGAAAGCUUGGGAGAGGAGAGAAGAAGAGAGGAGAGGAGGAGAGGAGGCCUCUAUAUUAUUAACACCGCUGCCUCCUCUGUCUAUCUCUCCAAGAUUUUGAGCUUAGCUCUUCUGUAGCCUACUGUCAGCCUGGCUACUAAUAUUUCAUUUUUAAUGAGGCAGAAGAUCUCACAGGCAAACAGACUGAUUGACUGACUGCUGCCAGUGUCUACCCCUCUCCUCUCUGGCGCGAGCAGCUGCCACUUCCCAGCCUCCACAUCCACCAUCAUCAUCCUCCCUGCUCCUGUCUUUCCAUUCCUCAACCUUCAUGCGACAUAAAAUCUUAAAAUAAUAACACACUACUACAUUGCAUUAACUCUUAUAUGCCCCCCCCCCCCGCCCCCGCCCCCGCCCACUCCCACUCCAAAUAAUUCCCUUUUAUUUCCUCCCUUCUUCCUUUACCGAGGAUGAACCCCCCCCAUCCCCUCCCCGAAAAAAGGACUGCCCUGAAAACUUUGGACAGAAAUAUUAACUGCCCUUGUGUGUGCGCGCGAGUGUGCCAUCCAUCACGGCUGCACAGCGGUGUGAAGUGAUGAACGACAGGCUGCAGACAUGUGACAGGGCCAUAGACCCAAAAGAGAAUGAUUGGGGGAAACUCACAAUGUAUUCUUCAGCUUCUCUCUCUCCACCCUCUCUGCUUAAGCUUUAUACUCUCAACACCACCUUGCCAGUGAGGCAUCCUUGCAAAGAAUUAAGAAAAUAAUGUGGAUUAUAGUACUGUACAUUCAACUACAACAACAAAAAAAAGAGGAGAAAAAAAAAUACCAAACAUGAAUUUCAUUUCCAUCGCAGCUUUAGUUCUGCAGCAGAGCAAGUUUUAUUUUUUUGUCAAGUUUUUAGAUAUGGUAAAGCUUUUCUUUUUUGCACAUUGAUGUGAAUAUGCUGUCAAUAGAAUUCUAUGUUAAAUGUUGUGUUUCAAACAAUAUUGUAAAUUA